GUUUCUGUGGAAAUCUUGAAUGCUAAACAUCCAACAAGACUGAUUCUAGCUCUUCUCACCAUGGAGUUGUUACUUCGUGCCAAGUGUUUUCAGCAUGCAGCAAUUCCUAGUUCUGUGAGAGCACUGCAUAAAGAUUAUAGAACAGUGACCCCUCAGAAUUUUUCCAACUAUGAAUCCAUGAAACAAGACUUCAAACUAGAGAUUCCAGAGUAUUUCAACUUUGCUAAAGAUGUUCUAGACCAAUGGACCAAUAUGGAAAAGGCUGGAAAGAGGUGUUCCAAUCCAGCCUUCUGGUGGAUAAAUGGAAAUGGAGAAGAAGUGAGAUGGAGUUUUGAGGAAAUGGGAUAUUUGUCUAGGAAAUUUGCCAAUAUACUUACAGAAGUCUGUGCCCUACAAAGGGAAGAUCGAGUAAUUGUGAUUCUUCCCAGGAUCCCAGAAUGGUGGCUUGCAAAUAUAGCCUGUCUGCGAACAGGGACAGUUUUAAUUCCAGGAACCUCUCAGCUGACCCAGAAAGACAUCCUCUACAGAUUACAAUCUUCAAAAGCAAAGUGCAUUAUUACCAAUGAAGUUUUAGCCCCAGCAGUAGAUGCUGUUGCAGCUAAAUGUGAAAAUCUGCACUCCAAGCUAAUUGUGUCUCAGAACCCCAAAGAAGGGUGGGGAAACCUCAAGGAGAUGUUGAAAUAUGCCAGUGAAAACCACACCUGCGUGAAGACAAAACACAAUGAGAUGAUGACCAUUUACUUUACCAGUGGAACAAGUGGAUCUCCUAAAAUGACCAGCCACACCCACAGCAGUUUCGGUUUAGGAUUAUCUGUAAAUGGAAGGUUCUGGCUGGAUUUGACACCAUCAGAUGUGAUGUGGAAUACUUCUGACACAGGCUGGGCAAAGUCUGCAUGGAGUUGUGUUUUUGCUCCAUGGAUCCAAGGAGCAUGUGUAUUUGCACAUUAUUUGCCACAGUUUGAGCCAACCUCUAUCUUGCAAACACUUUCCAAGUUUCCCAUCACAGUCUUCUGUUCAGCACCAACUGCAUACCGAAUGCUUAUACAGAAGGAUAUGAGCAGCUAUAAGUUCAAAAGCUUAAAGCACUGCGUGAGUGCAGGCGAACCAAUCAACCCUGAGGUGACUGAACAAUGGAGAAACAGGACAGGUCUGGAUAUCUAUGAAGGAUACGGACAGACUGAAACGGUGCUAAUCUGUGGAAAUUUUAAGGGAAUGAAAAUUAAGCCUGGCUCAAUGGGAAAGCCAUCGCCUGCUUUUGAUGUUAAGAUUUUAGAUGUAAAUGGCAAUGUUCUACCUCCUGGACAAGAAGGAGAUAUUGGCAUUCGAGUUCUACCUAACCGACCAUUUGGCCUUUUUACUCAUUAUGUAAAUGAUCCUAUAAAAACAGCUUCAACUCUACGAGGCAAUUUCUACAUCACUGGGGACAGGGGCUAUAUGGAUGAAGAUGGAUAUUUCUGGUUUGUUGCAAGAUCAGAUGAUAUCAUAUUAUCCUCUGGUUACCGAAUUGGGCCAUUUGAGGUAGAAAGUGUCCUGAUGGAACAUCCUGCAGUUGCAGAGUCAGCUGUUGUCAGCAGCCCAGACCCCAUCAGAGGAGAGGUUGUAAAGGCUUUUAUUGUUCUGAAUGCUGAUUAUAAGUCACAUGAUCAAGAACGACUGAAAAAGGAGAUUCAGGAGCAUGUAAAAAGAACCACAGCACCUUACAAAUAUCCCAGAAAGGUAGAAUUUAUUCAAGAGCUGCCAAAGACUGUCAGUGGGAAGAUAAAAAGAAAUGAACUGAGGAAGAAAGAAUGGGAAACAAUUUAAAUCCAUUCUAUUAAUUAUUGCAAUAUCUAUAAAACAAAGACUCUCUA
Manis pentadactyla (Chinese pangolin) is the source of this 1850-nucleotide messenger RNA. It is a transcript of the gene ACSM3, whose product is annotated as acyl-CoA synthetase medium chain family member 3. Gene Ontology annotation, biological process: acyl-CoA metabolic process; fatty acid biosynthetic process. Lineage: Eukaryota; Metazoa; Chordata; Mammalia; Pholidota; Manidae. Gene Ontology annotation, molecular function: fatty-acyl-CoA synthase activity; fatty acid ligase activity. Bases 61 to 1803 code for a protein of 580 amino acids. The transcript has 13 exons. Gene Ontology annotation, cellular component: mitochondrial matrix. The record is from RefSeq and is a predicted model, not a curated record.